Zingiber officinale is the source of this 1457-nucleotide messenger RNA. Its product is annotated as peroxidase P7-like. The transcript is spliced from 3 exons. Bases 194 to 1156 code for a protein of 320 amino acids. The record is from RefSeq and is a predicted model, not a curated record. Gene Ontology annotation, molecular function: heme binding; peroxidase activity. Gene Ontology annotation, biological process: hydrogen peroxide catabolic process; response to oxidative stress. Lineage: Eukaryota; Viridiplantae; Streptophyta; Magnoliopsida; Zingiberales; Zingiberaceae.
GUGCUGCAUGUGCCCGCGAGCUGUUCUUCCAUUUGACGAGAAGGAAGUCUCCAGGAACUGCGCUCCUGACUCCUUGUCCUGCUCGAUCGUUAUCUGCAGAAAUUGAGCGCAGCAAUCUUUGAACUAUAUAUACUCCGAGUUCAUGUCCGGGAGCGCUUGUCAUCUGUAGCAGAGUGAGCUGACCCGUUACGUUAUGGCCAGAGUGUGUGGCAGAAUCCUCGCCCUCUGCUUCGUCGUUGCCGUGUUGGCGGCGGCCGGCGUCGCCCACGGGCAACUGUCGCCGACGUUCUACAACAAAACGUGCUCCAAUCUCGAGGGUAUCGUGCGGUCGGCCAUGACGCAAGCUGUGAACAAGGAGGCGAGGAUGGGCGCGUCCAUUCUCCGCCUCUUCUUCCAUGACUGCUUCGUCAACGGCUGCGACGGAUCGAUUCUUUUGGAUAGCACGGCCAAUUUCACCGGCGAGAAGAACGCCGGGCCGAACGCCAACUCCGUCCGCGGUUACGAUGUCAUCGACACCAUCAAAUCCAACGUCGAAGCCGCCUGCAAAGCCACCGUCUCCUGCGCUGACAUCCUCGCCCUCGCCGCGCGCGAUGCCGUAGUCCUCCUUGGUGGGCCGACGUGGACGGUGGAGCUGGGGCGGCGGGACGCCACCACGGCGAGCCAAAGCGCGGCAAACAGCAACCUUCCCUCGCCGGGAUCCAGCCUCUCCCAGCUUAUCUCCGCCUUCUCCGCCAAGAGCCUGAGCGCGCGCGACAUGACCGCGCUUUCCGGCGCGCACACAAUCGGCCAGGCCCGUUGCGUCACCUUCCGAUCGCACAUCUACAACGACGCCAACGUGAACGCCUCCUUCGCGUCGCUCCGAAAAAUGAGCUGCCCGUCCUCCGGCGGCGACGCAACCCUGGCGCCGCUCGACGUGCAGAGCGCCACCGCCUUCGACAACAAGUACUACCAGAAUCUGGUGGUGAGGCAGGGGCUCCUGCACUCGGACCAGGAGCUCUUCAACAACGGGACGCAGGACGCGCUGGUGCGGCAGUACAGCAGCAACACGUCCGCUUUCAGCGCCGACUUCGCGGCGGCGAUGGUCAGGAUGGGAGCCAUAAGCCCGCUUACGGGGACGAGGGGACAGAUCAGAUUGAAUUGCAGCAAGGUCAAUUGAUUUGACGUGUUCCCUCGUCUUUGGUUCAAUAAGUAAAUUACCAAACUCCAUCCAUCCAAUAAAUCAUGGGAAUUUUAAGAACGAAAAGCCAAGUCAACCAUUUUCUUCAUCAUAUCAUCAUCAUUUAGUUAAUUAGAACUCACGAUUAAAUGGUUGACUUUUCCAGUUCAGCCAAAAAUAACUCAUGUAGUCUCACUAGCUAGCUAGUAGCCUUAUGUUGAUCCAAUCAACCUAGUUGUACCGUAUUAAUCAAUCAUUUUAAUCGGUAGACUCAAUUAUUAUUGCUUAAAUUCUAUCCCAA